Molecule: messenger RNA, 2594 nt
Organism: Lytechinus pictus (painted urchin)
Lineage: Eukaryota; Metazoa; Echinodermata; Echinoidea; Temnopleuroida; Toxopneustidae
Product: proteasome subunit beta type-3-like
Exons: 6
Coding region: 89-706 (205 amino acids)
Biological process (GO): proteasome-mediated ubiquitin-dependent protein catabolic process
Cellular component (GO): proteasome core complex, beta-subunit complex; proteasome core complex
Source: RefSeq, a predicted model, not a curated record
GUCUACAAACGAUCGUGAAUUGACACAUUUUAGGAAUUGGAAAAAAUCUGUCUUGUUUGUGGCCGGGGAUACAAACAAUCUAGGCAUAAUGUCUAUUAUGUCAUAUAACGGCUCGGCCGUUGUGGCCAUGAUAGGGAAAGACUGCGUUGGGAUCGCGUCAGAUCGACGGUUUGGAGUACAAGCUCAGACCGUCUCGAUGAACGCACAGAAAAUCUUUGAGAUGGGACCAAGGCUUUAUUUGGGAAUCUCUGGGCUAGCAACUGAUAUAACUACAGUAUCCAACAGAUUAAAGUUCCGUCUGAACCUCUACACAUUGCGCGAAAAUCGAGAUGUGAAGCCCGAGACAUUCAUGAGUAUGGUAUCAAAUCUGCUUUACGAGAGAAGGUUUGGGCCGUACUUCAUUGAACCAGUGAUCGCCGGUCUGGACCCCAAGACCUACAAGCCGUUCAUCUGCAAUCUCGAUCUGAUCGGGUGUCCCAUGUUCACAGAUGAUUUUGUAGUCGCAGGAACUUGUACAGAACAGCUCUAUGGCAUGUGUGAAUCUCUGUGGGUUCCAGAUCUUGAACCUGAUGAUUUAUUUGAGACCCUAUCACAAGGUCUUCUCAAUGCUGUCGAUAGGGACGCAUUAGCAGGAUGGGGAGUUGUAGUACAUAUAAUAGAGAAAGAUAAAGUGACGACACGAGAGGUUAAAGCCCGGAUGGACUAGCAUUCCCGUCUCUUUCUGUAUCUUCAUUUUCUAUUAUGUUUGUAUUAGUCUUAUGUACAUAGUAAUUCUUUUCAGUUUAUUCACUGGAGAAUGUGGUCCAUGACCUGCACUUUUGCUCAAACAUUUAUGCCAGUGUCAUCAGCGAAACUGACUGCAGGGCCCCUGUCUGACAAAUAGUUAUGAUCGAUCCGAUCAAUCACAACUAUGGAAAGCCAGCAACGCCAAUAUCUAAAAUGCAUAUGUCUGUUAAAAUAUUUUCUAAAGAUGAUGUCUAUUCAUACAUGCAUGAAUGUCUUGAAUGACAAUUCAGUAUGCUCUCCUUUGUUUACAAAGGGACAUUGUGCAGAUUUCCUGUAACAGAAAUGUAUGACAUUGAUGGAUUUCUAGAGUUGAGGUUGAUCGGAUCGAUCGUAACUCUUUGCAAGACGGGACCCAGAUUGAGCAAAGCUAUUACCUAGUACAUUGUUUCUUAUGGCAAUGUCACAUCGUGCCGUGCAAGCCUUUGCGGGUGAGAUGUGGGUGAUUGCCCGCAGCUCACCCACAACAAAGUUUUGAGCAUGUUCAAAAUUUUUCUGCAUGCAAAUCAGACUCCUGCGGGCAACUGCGUGCGAGAUACUGUCAAUGCGGGCGACUCGCGGGUCACAAAAAUAGUUGUCCAUAAGUCACACGCAAGGCUUGCACGGAACGAUGUGACAAGGCCUCAGUAACACACCAUCGGUCGGUUUGGAGUCUGUUUCGUUGGUGCGACUGUAACACUACAGUGUACCAAUCAUUGAAAAUGAUGAUAUUACAUUACAUGUAAUUGUUUCUAUUUAAUGUGCGAAGUAUGUGCUUCAUCUUGUGUCCCAGAUAAUGCAACAUGCAGUUUCAGAGUGAAACCCUCCCCCGUCCCAAGUCUGAUGUACAAACACUUCACUCCAGUUAAGUGGUCUGAAUAUGGAGCCUACAAUGACUUCUGAACAGAAGGCCCUCGGAAAUAGAAAGUUUUAUAAUGUGCUAAUCUUGUGUGAAGACUCAGGGUCUGUGCCUGCAGACUAUCCCCCUCCCUCUUAUCCUGACAAACUGACGGAAAAAAAUAUUCAGGUCAUGGGUCAACAAUUUUAGCUAGUAAUGUCCCUCUCACCUUAAAGGAUCUGUACGAGAUGAAAUUAUUCUGCCAUUUCCUAUCGAUUAUAUGUAAUAUAGUUAUACUGUAUUCUGAAAAAUGUAUCUUUGAUCAUCGGAUUCCUGGCAAAAAAUUAUUAAAAAACUUUCCCAAUAGUUUUUUAUUUUACUAGCAAAAAUUUGCUGCAUUGUAUUAGUUUAGCCCCCCCCCCCGGUAUUUUUUCUCCUGUCAAAUACUGUAUGGGGUGUUAUUAACUUAUGAAAGAUUUUGAUCACCGAGUCUGACUUCAUUUCACUGUCGGGUUUGAACUUUGAUUUAUAACCUGUUGUAAGUUGAUAUAUUUGCUGAAUUGUUGUGAAUGCAAGAACAAGGCAUAUAUUUAGCCCCCCUCCCAAUAUUCUCAGUAUUACAUGUACAUGUACAGCAUAAACAAAAUACAAGUGCAUGUAGUAUAAAACUUGCCUUUGCUUCACAAGGCAUAAUGAGCCAUAUCCCAUGAGCACAUAGAAUUCUCGAAGUCAUAGUUGGCCCAAACCAAGGCAAGGCUCAUUCUUCACAUCCAGUGCCGGUCUCCAGUUCCCAGUGGGACGUGUUCACCAAUUCCUUCACAAGGGCAGCUAGGCCAAGUCCUUAUUCCAGUCUAAUGAAAAUGCUCGUUUUGGAUCAUAUUCAGUGUUUCAAAAUGUAAUAGUGAAGACUCUCUUUGCCUUGGGAUGGUUUCUAGAAUGUUGAUGUAUCCUCGGUGGAUAAAUGUGGAAUAUGUAAUAAAUACAUUGAAAAUGA